AUGAACACGUUUGAAUCGAAUUCACAGGACAAUAACAAUACAAGUUCAGACGAGGAAGACGAAGACGAAGAAGCCAAGGAACUGACUGAUGAAGUCGAGAAAAGUUUUUUUAAAGCAUUGUCUUGUCUCAAGAAAGACGAUCCCAAGAUUUAUGAUGAAUCUGUUAAAUUUUUCAACUCGUCCACUACACAACAAAGUAUCAAAAAAUCUGAUGGCGAUAACAAAAGUUCAAAUCCUAUUUAUUUAGAAGAAUAUAAGAGGAAAAUUUUGUUAGAGCGGGGACCAGAAUUUGAUGACACCGAAGAAAUGAAUGAUGUUCUUAAGAAAGAAAAAGUUCGAAUGUCAUCACCUUCAUAUGUAGAGGAACAGCAAGCAAUUAAAGAAAGUUUUAACUUUGCUCUUGAUGAUAAUUCUGACGAUGAAGACAUAAUAAAACCACGACUAAAGUCUAAAGAAGAACAGGAAAAAGAAGAAAAAGAUUAUUUGGAAUGGUUAAAAGGAAAUCGAGAUGAACUGGAAGAUGAGGAAACAAAAAAUGAUCUUCAACAUUUGCAUGAUUACUGGAACAAUCCUAAUUUGGAUGAAGGAGAACAGUUUUUAUGUGAUUACAUCCUUAAUAAAAGAUUUCUAGAAAACCCAAAAGAUGAAAGUUUAAUAGAAGAUGAAAUGAGAUUUUCUGAAGAGGAUGAAAUGCUUGAGAAACAUGAAGAAUUUGAACAUAAAUAUAAUUUUAGAUUUGAAGAACCUGAUAAAGAAUUUAUCAAAACUUAUCCUCGAACAAUGGAAAGUUCUUUAAGACGUAAGGAAGAUAAACGUAAGAAAAAGCGAGAAGAACUAACUGAAAGAAAAAAAAAAGAAUUAGAAAAACGGUCAUUAGAAAUCAAACAACUUAAAAAGCUUAAAAAAAAAGAAAUUAUUGACAGAAUUAAAAAACUUCAAGAAAUAACUGGAAACAAGCGUGUAGGAUUUGAAGAAACUGAAUUAGAAGAGGAUUUCAACCCAACUGAAUAUGAUCGUAAAAUGCAUGAGUUAUUUGAUGAAGAAUUUUAUGAUAAAAUGGAUGAUGAGAAACCAGUAUUUGAUGAUGAAGAGAAUGAGUUUAUUAUGGACUGUGACUAUGAUCCAAGUAUGGAUAAGAGAACCAAAAAGCAAACUAGGGCUGCAAAACGGAAAGAAAAAAAGAAAACAAUGAUUGAUGAUGAUGAAGAUGAAGGAGAAAUCAACAAUAUUAAAAAGAUACCUAAAUACAAUCCAGCGAAAGGAUCAUUUGAAAAAUAUAUUGAUGAAUAUUACAGUUUGGACUGUGAAGAUAUUGUUAGUGGUGUUCCAACCAGAUAUACUUACAAUAAAGUUCUUCCCAAUGAUUAUGGCCUGACAAUUGAUGAGAUUUUGAGAGCUGAUGAUAAUGAGCUUAAUAAGUGGUAUCCUCUGGGAAAAUUAACUAAAAUUCAACCAGAAGCUGUUCAAAAAUUUGAAGCUAAGAUUUACAAACGAAAAGCUAAAGAUAUUGAAUUAAAAAAGAAAAUGUUACCUAGCCUUUUUAAAGAAGAAUUUAAUGAGGUAGAUGAAGUCCAGGAAGAUAUAAAGAACAUAGUUACAACAAAAAGAAGAAAAAGAAAAAAGAACCCAUAA
Molecule: messenger RNA, 1632 nt
Organism: Macrosiphum euphorbiae (potato aphid)
Lineage: Eukaryota; Metazoa; Arthropoda; Insecta; Hemiptera; Aphididae
Source: the annotation of a GenBank genome assembly